GCUUCUCCUCCCGCCGCCUCCGCCGCCGCGCUCCGCGGCCUGGGCCUCCCGCCGCCACCAUGCCCUACGCCUUCAAGCCCGGGGACUUGGUGUUCGCAAAGAUGAAGGGCUACCCGCACUGGCCCGCCCGGAUUGAUGAGAUUGCCGACGGUGCGGUGAAGCCCCCUCCCAACAAAUACCCCAUCUUCUUCUUCGGCACCCACGAAACAGCUUUCCUGGGGCCCAAGGACCUGUUCCCCUACGACAAGUGCAAGGACAAGUACGGCAAGCCCAACAAGAGGAAAGGCUUCAACGAGGGGCUUUGGGAGAUCCAGAACAAUCCACAUGCCAGCUACAGUGCCCCUCCGCCCGUGAGCUCUUCAGACAGCGAGGCCCCCGAGGCCGACCCUGCGGGCAGGAGCGACUCGGACUCGGACGAUGAGGAGCGGGGGGUCAUGGCCGUGACCGCCGUGACGGCCGCAGCCGCCAGUGACAGAAUGGAGAGCGACUCGGACUCGGACAAGAGCAGCGACAACAGCGGCCUGAAGCGGAAGACGCCGGCGCUGAAGAUGUCGGUCUCCAAGCGAGCACGCAAGGCCUCCAGCGACCUGGACCAAGGCAGUGUGUCCCCGUCCGAAGAGGACAACUCGGAGAGCUCCUCGGAGUCGGAAAAGACCAGCGACCAGGACUUCACACCCGAGAAGAAGGCCGUGGCCCGGGCGCCAAGGCGGGCACCACUGGGGGCACGGAAAAAGAAGGCCCCCUCCGCCUCGGACUCGGACUGCAAAGCUGAUUCGGACGGGCCCAAGGAGGAGCCCGUGACUGCAGCGAGGUCACCAUCCUCCUCUUCCUCCUCCUCCUCCUCCUCCUCCUCCUCCGGCUCUCACGUCUCUGUCAAGAAGCCUGCUCGGGGCCGGAAGCCAGCUGAGAAGCCCCCCCCAAAGCCCCGAGGGCGGAAGCCCAAGCCGGAGCGGCCUCCGUCCAGCUCCAGCAGUGACAGUGACAGCGACGAAGUGGACCGCAUCAGUGAGUGGAAGCGGCGGGACGAGGAGCGGCGGCGGGAGCUGGAGGCCCGGCGGCGGCGGGAGCUGGAGGAGGAGCUGCGGCGGCUGCGGGAACAGGAGCAGCAGGAGAAGGAGAGGCGACGGGAGCGGGCGGAGCGCGGGGAGCCUGGGCGCGGAGGCAGCGGGGGCAGCAGCGGCGAUGAGCUGCGGGAGGAGGAGGAGCCCGUGAAGAAGCGAGGCCGCCGGGGCCGGGGCCGCGGGCCGCCGUCCUCCUCCGACUCGGAGCCCGAGGCCGAGCCUGACCGCGAGGUCAAGAAAUCAGCCAAGAAGCUGCAGCUCCCAAGCACAGAGUCGGCCAGGAAGCCGAGCCAGAAGGAGAAGAGGGGGCGGCCCGAGGAGAGGCCCCGAGCCAAGCCCGCGAAGGUGGAGCGGACCCGGAAGCGGUCUGAGGGGUUCCAGCCGGAGAAAAAGGUGGAGAAGAAGAAAGAACCUUCCGUGGAGGAGAAGCUACAGAAGCUGCACAGUGAGAUCAAGUUCGCCCUGAAAGUGGACAACCCGGAUGUGAAGAGGUGUCUGGGCGCGCUGGAGCAGCUGGGGACCCUGCAAGUGACUUCUCAGAUCCUGCAGAAGAAUACGGAUGUGGUAGCCACGCUGAAGAAGAUCCGCCGCUACAAAGCCAACAAGGAGGUGAUGGAGAAGGCAGCGGAGGUGUACACGCGGCUCAAGUCGCGGGUCCUGGGGCCCAAGAUCGAGGCGAUCCAGAAAGCGAACAAGGCAGGCCCCACAGACAAGGAGAAGGCCGAGGCAGAGAAGGCCGGAGAGGCGCUGCCGGGGGAGGAGCCCCCCAAGGAGAAGGCCGAGGCGGAGCCCAGCGCCGACCUUUCAGCGCCCGUGAAUGGCGAGGCCACAUCCCAGAAGGAGAGCACAGUGGACAAGGAGGCCGAGGGUGAGCCGCACUUGGAGGAGGGACCGGGCUGCGGCUCCUCAGAAGACCUGCACAACAAGCUGCAGGAGGGCCCUGAGCUGGACAGGCCUGGGAGUGAGCAGCCGGAGCACGAGAGGGUGCGGUUACACUCGGAGUCCCCGGACGAGGAGAGCUGAGCGGGUCAGUCCGGCCUGGCCCCGGCCCCGAGCUCGCCGCACGUAGCCCCAGCCCACCCCGUCCCUCCCCAGCCUCCCAGGAGAGCCGAGAACUUGUGGGGGGACACCACGCUGUUUGUUUGUAUUUGUCCCCUUGGAUUUUCUUCUGCCUCGUUUCUCUGAUUUCCGACCGACAUGAAAUGACUAUAAAGGGUUUUUUUAA
Molecule: messenger RNA, 2286 nt
Organism: Ochotona curzoniae (black-lipped pika)
Lineage: Eukaryota; Metazoa; Chordata; Mammalia; Lagomorpha; Ochotonidae
Gene: HDGFL2
Product: HDGF like 2
Exons: 16
Coding region: 60-2084 (674 amino acids)
Biological process (GO): regulation of transcription by RNA polymerase II
Cellular component (GO): nucleus
Molecular function (GO): double-stranded DNA binding; transcription coregulator activity
Source: RefSeq, a predicted model, not a curated record